GCGAGGCCGGACGCAGCCUGGGAGACAGUGUGAACCCGCAAUGUCCUCCACAAUGAUCCUGUUGGCCGUAUGGGUUGGAACCUUGACCUUUUCUGAAGCACUGCCUAUUAAGAACGCCACCACUGCAGUCCAAGAGGCGAAGGUGAGACUGAAAAGAAAAUAUACAGGGGAAUAUUCGGAAAUGGACUACAUGAAUGCAAUGGACAAGAUAUUGCAAGCCAAUAACAGGCUGCGGCCUCCCAGAGGAAUGAGUUUUAGGGAGGGGGACAUCGCCAACUCAUACAUGAGGAGUGCCAUCACCUGUCCCGGCAACGCCUGCCUGUGGCCCAAAUCCGUCGACGGAUUUGUUUACGUUCCAUACAUCGUCUCUCCCCUCUACGACAAUAUGGACAGAAUCACCAUAGAAACCGGCAUGCAGGACAUCUCCGUAGACACGUGUGUCAAAUUUGUUCCACGGACGCACGAAGGAAGCUUCCUUGACAUUCAGCCUCGAUAUGGGUGCUGGUCCUACCUGGGCCAGACCGGAGGCAGCCAGGUGCUCUCCCUGCAGUCCCCCGGGUGCAUGUGGUCCGGGGUGGCGUCCCAUGAGCUCAUGCACGCGCUCGGGUUUGUGCACGAGCAGUCCCGCUCGGACCGGGACCACUACGUCACCAUCAUGUGGAAGAACAUCCUGCCAGACCGCAUUCAUAACUUCCAGAAACAAGCAACGAACAACCUGAACACUGCAUAUGACUACAGCUCGGUCAUGCAUUAUGGAAGAUAUGCUUUCUCUGGAGAUGGUGGUCCUACUAUUGUCCCUAAGCCGAAUCCUUACAUUCCCAUUGGCCAGCGAGAUGGACCAAGUCUACUGGAUCUUCACAAGAUUAACACACUAUACAACUGCUAACCAGCCAUUAUAACCUUUAAUGGGACUAAUAUGAUAACUGCAACGUGCUUCAUUCUCCACUGAACAAAUCAUACUGGAGUCUUCUGGUAGGGUCAAAUCAAAUGGUAGUCGUAUCUAGGGCAGAAAAAGGAAAAAUAAUAAAAUAACUUCUUUCUUCUAGUUAAAAGUUGAAAUAAUCGUUAUGAUGUAUGCAUGGCAGGCUCCUCUGAUUAAUAAAGUGAAUCUCUCUCUAUCUUUA
Molecule: messenger RNA, 1124 nt
Organism: Gadus morhua (Atlantic cod)
Lineage: Eukaryota; Metazoa; Chordata; Actinopteri; Gadiformes; Gadidae
Gene: hce2l1
Product: high choriolytic enzyme 2-like 1
Exons: 8
Coding region: 41-886 (281 amino acids)
Biological process (GO): proteolysis
Molecular function (GO): zinc ion binding; metalloendopeptidase activity
Source: RefSeq, a predicted model, not a curated record